This is a messenger RNA of Schistosoma mattheei, 6633 nucleotides long. Lineage: Eukaryota; Metazoa; Platyhelminthes; Trematoda; Strigeidida; Schistosomatidae. The record is from the annotation of a GenBank genome assembly.
GCUCUAUUCGCGCUGACCUUAAGUGUAUUCGCUUCGCAGCCUAUUUCGUCUCCACCAUGCAGUAAAUGGAAAAUUAUCAUUAUCCUCUGCAAAAUAUUUUUGUUCAUAACCCUUUCUCAUGUAUCAUACCCCUUCCACAGGGAAACGAAAGUUCGUUUUUCAGUGUCCCUGUGCCCUUAUCGUCUCAACCCAAACGGGGGCCGCUUCUUCAAGAUCCAUCUACAACCUUCAAUCCACCAACAAGCAGUCCUUCAAAUGAUAUCAUACAAACGUCAUUAUGUGAAGUAAAUUUGGAUGAUGUCCCGAUGGAAAUUGUUACUUCCGAGGAAGACUCGGGAUCAGAAUAUGCUGAUGCUUUCCUCUCCGCAUACACAGAGUCCGAGGAUCCAGUUGUUCAGAACUGCUCAGCAGAAUUAGAUGAAAUUGAACUCAGAAGUCGUGCACUAAGGAGUAUGCUGCUCCAGAAAAAAACCACUUCAGGGAAUAGAACUCAACCGAAAACUGAUCUCACACUGCUCCAUAACUUACCUGAAGUCAGGAAUUCGUUUUCAAAAGUCACGGCAUCAUGUGAUUCAUCAACUUUAAAACAUAAGCAGAAAUUUAUAAUUACGUUACAUGAAUCAUCAGAUAGCGAUGACUCACUUAGUCAACCUGUCGGUGCUGUUUUCAAGGGUUCAACAGCAAAAAGAUGCGCUUCUAAGCCUCCUAUUAACAUGGAUAUUCCUAAUCAGUCAAAGAAAAUCAGUCGUUUUCAUCAAGAAGAAAAAAUGUUGUUGCAAAGAAAAAUGGAGCUUCUCCGACUGAAACUAACUGUUAAACGUCAACAACACUUGAUAGAUGAACGACGUAAAAUCGUUCGGAAGUUAUCGACCACGUUAUCAGAACUUCGUAGGCGCAGUAAGCAUACAGCUUUGUUGUAUAAAGAAGCUAGUAAGUCUCUUGUCAAGGCCCAACGUACAAAUGCUACUUAUCAGCGAAAACUGGCUUCAGCCCAAAAAUUAUAUUCAGAUGUGCUUAAUUCUGUAAACCGCUCCACUGCUGACAUAAUACAAACAGGUUUUGCUUUAUCAUCUGUAAAUCUACGCAGAGAUCUUAUUAUUUUGUCGCUAGAUGUUCUACAAAGAGCGAAAGUGGUUACGUGGUUUCUUGUUCACUAUCAUUUUAACCCAACUACAUCAAAGUUUAACAUGAAAAGUGUGAAGCCGGUGGCAACAGUAAAACCAAGUUCAGAAACCUUGCUGGAAUUCGAUCCAUUCCGCCCGAUUUGCCCAUUUUAUCUCGAUGGUGAAUGUCUAGACAAAACAUGUAUAUUUCAGCAUCCCAAAAAUUCAACUGUUAUAAAAGCAAAAUCGAAAACUUUUUCCCCUUUAUUCAUGGUUAGCACGGAUGUUGUGUCUCUGCUUGGUGAGGAAAAUAAAGGGAGAUAUGAUGACGUGUAUUGUGAAGUGUGCAAAGAAAAUUUGGUCAUGUCUGCAUCAGAUUUCUCUCAGUCAUCAGCAAUACAACGUUGGCAUACAGCUUAUCUUGCAUAUUUACGUUCAGAACCAAAAAGCUCGGCCUUCCUUCAUAAAUUCUCAAGCGACCUCGAAAAUUCCUCAUUCCCUGCAGAUUUAUGUGCCCAUAUAGUAUUCGGACUUUUGUUAUGUUCUAAUAUGGAUCCAAUAACAGUUAAGCAAAAGCUUUUUGAUUGCCUAAAAGCCUCCAGUUUUCCAUUGAAUGCUUGUAGAUUAGCAUUACGACAUCCCAAUUUAAGCAUACCAAUCCGCAGAUCAAUAAUUAAAUUGUCUCUUGAAUAUAUAACUCUUCAAUUCCAGCAAGAUGCACAAGCAAGUCAAGAAUCAAAUUUUGAGUCAUCUUUCGCGUACUUCGUUUAUCAGUGGUGUUUGCUUGAACAAGAACUUGGUUUACAUAACAAGGUAAUUACCAUCCUGAAACAUACUCUCAAAUCAUUACCUACGGAGAACAAGCUAAUUUAUUUCUUGUGGUGGUUACGAUUAUAUCACCAACUAAAUGGUACUUUACCCCAUGAAAACCUAUUUUCUACCGCCAAUUCACCAUGCUUCUCCAAACCAGUCCUCUUAUCUAACCUGGAAAUUAUUGAAAUGGCAGCCACUGAAACUGGUAUUUCUAAAAAUUUAUCUCAAUUACUGGAAUCAUUUGAAACAAUUAAAAAUGAUAUUAGCUUCACUUGCUUUCUGUAUAUCACUCAUUUAUACAUUCAAACUCUUAAUGCAGAUUCCAAAUUUAAAAGUGCAGCAGAUAUAGCACUGACAGUAGCAUUACAUUCCCCUGAGUUUGUAGAUGAUCUGUUUUUCCCAUCUGCAGUAUAUUCUUUAUUUUCCUUAGAUUCAUCUCUGGACUGGACAAGCUUGAUUAGUAAUGUGUCUGACAAAUUACGAGUCAACCUUAAUUUAGCCCAUCGAAUUGAAUUUGGAUUCUUGAUAACAUGUUUAAAUUGGCGUAGAAAAACAUUAAAUUCUACGGAGUUUCAUCUUAUUGAGUGUUUAGGCAAUUUAAUCUUUCUUCCAAAAGAUGAUUGCGAAAGUGUUAUUUCAGCGUAUGAAAAUUUGUUGAAUAUAAAGUCCAGUAAUAGCAGUCUUGUUAACUUUAAAGUGUGUCCACGAAGUUCCACAUAUUUAUGGCUCAGUUAUUGUCUGUAUACCACUAUCCAUUGCCUAAAUUACGGUGAAGUUUUAGACCACUUAAUUAGUCACUAUAAGUCAUGCAUCAUGAGUUGUGCAAACGAAGAUCCAAAUUAUGUUUUCAUUCGUCUUUUAGCCCUAAUGAGUCUCUUAUUAGCAAGUCAUGUGAAUCAGUUAGAUAGUUCAACUUAUCCUACUGUCAUAAAGUUACUGUUCAUCGAUAACCCUUUCAAGUUGGAUCGUAAGUUACUUCCAGCGUACUUUCUUGAGUUGAUUCAACAAAUUAACUUAGGUCUUCUUCCUUCUGGAAUUCGUCACGAUAUAUGUGUACAACUUGUUGAAAUAUAUGGUGCUUCUCUGGUUCCCUCUUUGUGUCGGACUUUGUGUGCUCUAGGUGACCACUUUUUAGCUCAAAGUCUGUGUGCAAUCGGAUGUUUAGAUAGACCUGAUAAUGAAGACUUCUGGCUUUUGUAUGCUUCGACAACAUUUAAAACUCUUUCACAUAUACGAUCAUCUGAACAGUUAUCAACUCUUCUAGAAAUUCUAAUAAAUGCAACUUCUGUGGUGACUUCAAGUUCUCGACUUUGGAAAUAUUAUGCACUUGCUGUUCGCAUUGCCAAGGUAUCAGUAGAGCAAAUAACGAGCCGUGCAAAGUCUGUUGGAAUGUAUGAUCUCAUUUCUAGUAGUCUGAACGAUGACAAUCCUACGAAAUUUUUAUCAGAACUUGGACUCCUCUGUGAUGAAAGAUCUAUGGACAGAAAAUGUUAGAAUUAAACCAUAAAAGUAAGUUAGUUUAGAAAAGUAAUAGUGUAACAUCCUUAUUUUCAAAGUUCACUUUGAUACUUUUAUAUCCAGCCUUUUAAUAGAAUGGUUCUAAUUUUAUUUAUCGUAUUUGUUCAACUAACCGUUUAUUUAUCUGCUCUUUGGUAGUUUACAACGUUUAUUUUUCUAGAACUUACUGCAGGCCAUUUCGUCAAGUUUAAUAGAGAGCCAACCAUUGUUAAUUUCUGGAAAAGUAGUCUAAUGUUUGGUUUGGUGAACAUUUGUUGAUACAGCAUUGAAUAACAAACGUAACCUAUCACUAGAGGACUUAGUUAAAAUAGUUUGAAACCUGUCACUAGCUUAGGUACAUUUAUUCUUUUAUUUUCUUUAAUCCCGAGAAAAACACUAUCACAUACUUCCUAUCCCCAAAUCUCAAUUGUCCCUUUUAAACUGUCUAAUAUGUGUAGUUUUCUGCAAAGAUAAGUAUUUUAAUUUUACUUCUCUGGUCUUAUCUUAGUAAAUGUAAUUUUUGAGGAUUUAGACUGACAUAAAUUUUGCCGAAUUACACACUUUUUACUUCUAUCUGUCAAUUAGAGUAAUACCAACCUAAUUUGUUGCUUCUGGAGAAAUGGGAUUUUUUAUAUCCAUUAGACAGUAUAGACUUUUUAUGGAGUGAUUCUCCAGAAUCUUCAGUUUAUGCUUACUGAAUUGUUACAAAUUUCCUGAGAUUCGCUACAAACAGCAUGUUAAUUACAGUGAAUUUAGGCACAUUGCUCAACACAAACUCACUAUUAGUGCUUGAUAAAUAAUGUCAGUUGAUGAACACAAUAUAAGUAUUGGAUUAAAUUUCUGAAAUAUUUUCGGAAUCCAGUACUCUUUGCUUCUGUCUGGCUGACAAUUGCUGGGACAGAUCGUUUUUGUAUGUUCAAACUUAUUUAUCCUGUUUUUGUAAUUCAUUGCUGUCUGGCUAAAUGUGACUGCAUAUUUUUGUCUGCACGUGUUUAAGCAGAUUUAAUAGCAACAUCACAUAAUUUCAACCUACCUUUGAUUAGACCUGGCUACUUUCAUACAUUUUCAUGUAUCUUGAAUGCGUAUAUAUUGCAGUGGUGACGUUUAUAAGAGAUAAAGACAGUGCUACAAAACAGUAAACACCUAAUCCUAAAAUUUUUAUGUGCUCCCCAACUCCAAAUUGUUGUUUUCGACAGUUUAUAGUCAGUCGAAUGUUUUUGCGUACCUUUCUAUGUCUUCUGUUAUUGUUUUCCAACCACUUUAGGAUUUCAUCUAUGUAUUGGCAUCAAGUAGUCUGUUCAUCAAUUCCAUCUAGGUUACUUUCCUAACGAAUUCCAUUUUGAAGCUAACUGAUAGGACAGAUGGAUAGUGGCUAGCAGUGGAAUCCAGGACGUGAGUUUCGUCCUAACAAAGCUUGUGAUCUAAGGCAGUAUCGAGGCAGUCCGCACAGGAUGCACGUAUGCCAAUGUGGGACUGAUUAAUUGCAGUCUUAAAUAACAAUGGGAAGAUACAAGUUAACAACAUCAAGUGAAUUUAUAACUGAUAGGAGGAUUCCUCAUGUUAUAACGCUCGGUCUUACUUUGUCUAAUGUUAUAACGGUUGGGUUUACACGUAUAGAACGUUAAUUUACCUUAGACGAAUAUCUACACUAGAUUCCCUCCCAGUGUCUAUUCUACAGGACUUCAACGCAACUCAGAUCAAGAACACAUGAUUAGCCUGACCACAACGUAAUGUAUUUCCACACCGAAACCCGACACAAUCAAACAACAAUGAACAAUCAAUAAUAAGUGAGUAAUAAUAAUGAGGAUAGGGGAAUAUAUAACUCAUCUGACAACUGUCAGACUAAGCAGACAACUAAUCAUUAUCAUUCUCGCCCACACAUCACCUCACUAAAGAGAAAUACAUUACACAUUGCCAUAAUAGUCUAGAGCGACAAAUAGCUGUCUAUUUUUAUUCACAAGGUAGAAAUUUAAGAUUUCGAAGUAAUGAUAUAGAUAAUAAUAAGAGACGAAACAUCUAGAUUGUUCCGAAACAACGAAUGAAAUCGGCAAGUAAAGUGUAAUGUUGACCCUCAAGAUUCAGUUGAUAAAUGCAUUUCUGUCACUGCGACUUAUAAUGUCUUUACUUAUCAUCAUGGUAAUUUCCUCUCCCUCUGUGCUAUGGUGUGACAACUUCGAACCGGUAAGUUUUCGUGUCAAUUCCUACACUGAAGGUGACUACGACCAUUAAAUGUUUAUGUCACACACCCCGAUCAGAAACUAUGCAUGUUCCUGGAUUAUUACACUUGAACUUCUAGUCUAAGCUUUUCUAGUUAAACUUUAGAUUCGGGAUUGUUUAAUAGAUAGUUGUUCUUGAAGAUUGUCUGAUUAGCUCUGCGUUCUGUGUAUGGGACCGGGUAUUUAGUGUCAUAGUUUUGGGUUUCUCACAUACUGCCAAAACAUAUCUGUCCUCACAAUCCAAGCAGUUGCAACGUAAUGGGACAAGCUGAACACUUCAGGUGUACAUGUAUCUCAUGGGCACAAAACGUUUCGACAUUUUCUGGGAUAGGUCAUUUGUUUUUAUUGAUAAUUUAAAAGAAGAAAACUGAAAUAAGGAAGAUCUGUUUUAUGCUUUCAUAACCGGUAGUAACAAGUGGAGUAUAGUUAUUGAUUUUGCUCAGAUUCUAUGACCGCAACUUAAAUUUCCUUCGUUAAUUUUAGGCAUUCAAUCAUCAUUACAAAAUUUUUUUCAGCCAAGUUAUUUUAAGUAAGUAUAGCUUUACCCAACUUUAUUGAUGAUGACGAUGUUAUUGUUGUUUCUUUUGUAGUUAUUGUGUUCAUAGUGAUAUUAUAGCAUUACAAAGGUUAUUUUUCAUUUAGUCAUUGUUCUGUAUAAAUUUUCAGGAGAGUCACAUACACAAAUAUUAAUGCUGGGAACAUUUUGUUCUGGUAAGUGCUAUCUGUAGAGUCCUAUAGACCAGUAUGAAGAUCACUUUCGGUCACAAAUUGUACAUUAAUUUAUAUAUGUAAAUAAAGUUCCAUUUGUAAACAGUUACUCAAAGUCUUGUUCUCAAUUUUCACGAUGAAGUGCCAUGUUUGUUUUUGUCCUUAAGAUGAAUAAACUUAAAAAUGAUAAUAUUGGUUUGAACUAACUUUCACAAGAGUCCCAUUAAUAAAGUGACAUGAAAAUACGUGACCAACUUUGCAGAUUUUUAACAGGAUUUCCUAAUUACAAAAAUUCA